UUACAAAAGUUCAGUAGUGUUAAACAAAUUUUUUACAUUGUAAAUUCCAAAAAACAAACACAAAUUAAACAAAAAUGUCUGACGAAAAGAAGGGAUCAGAAACCGAACAUAUUAAUCUUAAAGUUUUGGGACAGGACAACGCUGUGGUACAAUUCAAAAUUAAGAAACAUACUCCUCUCAGAAAGUUGAUGAAUGCCUACUGUGACAGAGCGGGUCUAUCCAUGCAAGUGGUUCGGUUUCGUUUUGAUGGCCAACCUAUAAACGAGAACGACACACCAACCUCAUUGGAAAUGGAAGAGGGCGAUACCAUUGAAGUUUAUCAACAACAGACGGGUGGCUACAACAUUUACUAUUAAUUUUAUAUAUACAAAACAAACCAAUCUAAUUUUACUCUUAAUAAAUAUUAAAAACUCAUGAAAAAGUAAUAA
Messenger RNA from Musca vetustissima, 428 nucleotides. RefSeq names its product small ubiquitin-related modifier 3 (gene Sumo). Bases 75 to 356 code for a protein of 93 amino acids. Lineage: Eukaryota; Metazoa; Arthropoda; Insecta; Diptera; Muscidae. The record is from RefSeq and is a predicted model, not a curated record. Gene Ontology annotation, molecular function: ubiquitin-like protein ligase binding; protein tag activity. The transcript is spliced from 3 exons. Gene Ontology annotation, biological process: protein sumoylation. Gene Ontology annotation, cellular component: nucleus.